AUCCAAAAUACACACACGCAGUGCGCGAAGAGUUCAAGAGCGCUUUUCAGUUUAACUAACAUUACAGGGAGUGGAAAUAUCUGCAGGAAGACCUCAUUUUAUCCAUCCACUUUCCUUUUGGUCGGGUUGAGGUUGUGCCAAGUGUCAUACUUUUGGUCGGUUUUUUUUGUGUGUGUGUUUGCAACGGACAACUUUCUGGGACACUGCUAUUCAUGUGGUGCACUUGCACGCGAGAAGAGACGAAGUCAGCGAGCGAGCAGGGUUGCAGAGAAGCACAAAGUGAAAACACUACAAGAUGACUCCACACAGUAUGAAGAAAGAGGACUCUGGCAAUCAGAGCUGGAAUGAGGUUGGGGCUAUGUUCUGCUUGUCUGGCAGUAAUUAUGGAGGCAAAGGGAAGAAGUUUAUGGCUCUAUUCCAUCCGGAGGUCACACUGUUUGGACUGAUUUUGUUGGCCAUCCUCCCUGUUGGAGCAAGCAUCAAACAGAGUGUCCCCAGGGUCAAACUCAGCCAUAGAGAACUGCUGCAGGUGGGCAGUGUAUCUCUGUUUUUGAGCCCCUCCAAUGGCCUUCAUUCGCAGUCGCUGUUGUUGGAUGAAGAGAGGGGUCGUCUUCUGUUGGGAGCCAGGGACCACAUCUACUUGCUUGACCCUGACAAUCUGGCUGAAUCCCCUACAAAGAUUCACUGGCCUGCUCUGAAGGAAAACGUGGAAAUGUGCAAACUGGCUGGCAAAAAUGAAAAUCUGGAAUGUGCAAAUUUUAUCAGGGUCCUUCACAAUUACAACCGAACACAUGUCUAUGCCUGUGGGACAGGGGCCUUCCACCCCACCUGUGCAUUCAUUGAAAUCACUGGCCACAAAAAGGAUGGCGUUUUGAAGCUGCUGUCUAAUACAGAGGAGUCUGGCAGGUUGAAAUGUCCUUUUGAUCCCUUGCAGCCAUUUACAUCAGUCCUCACAGAUCAGUACCUGUAUGCGGGCACAUCUUCAGACUUCCUGGGCAAAGAUACAACGUUCACACGCUCCCUAGGCCCUCCUCCUGACCAACACUACAUACGCACAGACAUCUCUGAAGACUACUGGAUCAAUGAGGCCAGGUUUAUAGCUGCCCAUCCCAUUGCAGACACCUACAAUCCAGAUGAUGAUAAAGUAUACUUUUUCUUCCGCGAGGUGUCCUGGGAAGGCAACGACAAAAGCAUCCUCUCCCGAGUGGCUCGUGUGUGCAAGAAUGAUGUGGGUGGGCUGAGGAGUCUGACCAAUAAAUGGACAACCUUCCUCAAAGCCAGACUUGUGUGUUCCAUCCCUGGGCCAGAUGGCGUGGACACACACUUUGAUCAGCUCCAGGAUGUCUUUCUACUCCCAACCAGAGAUGACAAAACCCCCAUAGUGUAUGCAGUCUUCACAACCUCUAGUUCCAUUUUCCGUGGCUCAGCAGUGUGUGUUUAUAGCAUGGCAGACAUAAGGGCUGUGUUUAAUGGACCUUAUGCCCACAAGGAGGGGCCUGACCACCGCUGGGUAGAAUAUGAGGGGAGGAUACCAUAUCCCCGUCCUGGAACGUGCCCAAGCAAAACAUAUGAUCCAAGGAUCAAGACCACUAAAGACUUCCCGGAUGAAGUUGUCAGAUUUAUUCGAUUCCACCCUCUGAUGUAUCGCUCUGUCUACCCUCUCACUGGUCGUCCUGUGUUCACACGUGUCAAAGUUGACUACACCUUGACUCACAUUGUGGUGGACAGAGUUUUGGCAGAUGAUGGCCAGUAUGAGGUUAUGUUCCUGGGAACAGAUGUUGGCUCCAUUCUUAAGGUAGUGAGCAUCACUCAAGAAAACUGGUCAACAGAGGAAGUGGUUCUUGAAGAGCUUCAAGUGUUCCAGAAUCCCUCUCCUAUCCUUAGUUUGGAGAUCUCGUCUAAACAGCAACAGCUCUACGUGGGUUCAAGUGAGGGUCUGGCCCAGGUUUCACUCAGCAGAUGCCACCUAUAUGGCCAGGCUUGUGCUGAAUGCUGCCUGGCACGAGAUCCCUACUGUGCCUGGGAUGGACACACAUGUGCACGGUACAUCCCUGCCUCUAAGAGGCGAGCUAGAAGACAGGACAUCAAGAAUGGAGACCCUGCCAUGCAGUGCUGGGACACAGAAGACAGUCUUGGUACUGGGAGUGUGGAGGAGAAAAUUCUCUUCGGGGUGCAGAGCAACUCCACAUUUCUCGAGUGUAUCCCCAAAUCUCAGCAGGCCCGGAUUCGAUGGUACAUGCAAAGACCGGAAUCUGAACGCAGAGAGGUCAGAUUUGAUGAUCGAGUAAUUCACACGGAAAGAGGUCUCCUAAUUCGCUCCCUUCAUGCUUCUGAUGCCGGUGUGUAUAUCUGUGUAGCUCAAGAGCACACACACUUCACCCAUACUCUCCUCCGUGUCACUCUACAAGUUGUUACAAAUGGACAGCUAGACAGAAAAGCCAAGCCGAGUGACGACUCUGCCGGCGGCCUACACCAUGGAACAGAGGCACGUCAGCGAUAUAAAGACUACCUGAGAGCGAUGAGCUCUCCCUUCAGCUCUCUAGAGGAGUACUGCGAUGCACUGUGGCUGGAUAAGAGGCCGUUGAGGGUUCGAGGACGAGGCUUAGGAAAUGGCAAAUGGAAACACAUCCAGGAAAUGAAGAAGAGCCGGAACAGGAGACACCACAGAGAGAAUGUGGAAAAGAAAGAACAACAGAAGCAAGGGAGGGUAGUGAGGACAGCAGAACAAUAGGCGACAGGAUAUAGAAACAUUAAGGAUGUUUAUAUUUACUGGUUUAAGGAUCAAGCUAAUGUGACUCAGAACUGUGAAACUGCAGUGUCAGAUGAGCAAGUAAACUUUAACUCUUAAAGUGACAUGAAAGACGAUCAGUGAAAUAUGCAGUACAAAAAUGCAAUAUACUUUGCAAACAACUUGAAGUAGUAGAGGUAUGUUACAGGAAAACGCACAGUUAACUUUGUAAAUAAAUUAUCCAUUGACAUCACUCAAGCCUCAGUAGUACUGGUUUGAUGAAGGAUUGCUACAUGACUGCUCUUUCCAAUAGUUUGACUGACUGCUGUUGCUCGUUUUACUCCAAAGUUUCAUAGGGCUAAUACUACAUUUGGUCACUUAAUGACGUUAAAAGUUAGGAUUUGUAAUAUUGGAAUUAAGAUGAUGGCAUUACUUUCAUUAUGUAUGACUGUAAAUAUUGAUAUGACAUGUACAGGAGACAUAGCAUGCUAAGUUUAGUCUUAUUACUGACCUAUAACAGUAACCAUUUAUGAUGUUAUUCUAAAAAAAAAUGACAUAUUUUUGUACAAUCCAUUUACUCUUGUGUACUGUAGGUGCAAUAGAGGGUUUUUUAUUCUAACUGUUUGUGAACGU
Messenger RNA from Pelmatolapia mariae (spotted tilapia), 3361 nucleotides. It is a transcript of the gene sema3d, whose product is annotated as sema domain, immunoglobulin domain (Ig), short basic domain, secreted, (semaphorin) 3D. The record is from RefSeq and is a predicted model, not a curated record. Gene Ontology annotation, molecular function: semaphorin receptor binding; chemorepellent activity. Gene Ontology annotation, biological process: semaphorin-plexin signaling pathway; axon guidance; negative chemotaxis. The coding region runs from base 296 to 2731 and encodes 811 amino acids. Gene Ontology annotation, cellular component: plasma membrane. The transcript is spliced from 18 exons. Lineage: Eukaryota; Metazoa; Chordata; Actinopteri; Cichliformes; Cichlidae.